AUGGAGGGCCAGCUGGAAAAGAGAUUUACGUAUGAGGAUGGGAAAAAGACUGCAGACUGGCUACUGGCCAGCACCAAACACCGGCCCAAGGUGGCCAUCAUCUGCGGCUCAGGCCUCGGUGGGCUGGCCGACCUCCUGAAGGACCAGGUGGUGUUCGAAUACGCCAAGAUCCCCUGCUUCCCUCAGAGCACAGUUGUCGGCCACGCUGGGAAACUGGUGUUCGGGAAUCUCAGUGGGACGCCCACCGUUGUGAUGCAAGGUCGCUUCCACAUGUACGAGGGUUACCCGCUCUGGAAGGUGACCUUCCCCGUACGGGUCUUCAGUCUUCUUGGCGUCGAGACCCUCAUUGUCACCAAUGCGGCCGGGGGGCUCAACCCCGAGUACAAAGUAGGGGACAUCAUGGUGAUCCAAGACCACAUCAACAUGCCGGGGUUUGCUGGAGUGAAUCCUCUAAUCGGGCCUAACGAUGAAAGGUUCGGGGUUCGUUUCCCAGCUAUGUCGGAUGCCUAUGACCGGGACCUGCGGAAACUGGCGCACACAGUGGCUAGUGAGAUGGGCUCUUCGGGGUGCUUGCGCGAGGGAGUCUAUUGUACUUUAGGAGGCCCCAACUACGAGACCAUUGCCGAAUGCCGCUUCCUGCAGCGAUUGGGCGCCGACGCAGUGGGCAUGAGCACCGUCCCCGAGGUGAUUGUGGCCCGCCACUGCGGCAUGCGCGUCUUCGGCUUCUCCCUCAUCACCAACAAAGCCAUCCUUGACUACGAGACCAAGGAGAAGGCCAACCACGCCGAGGUGCUGGAGACCAGCCGCCAGAGCGCCCGCACCCUUGAGAAGCUGGUCUCCCUGAUGGUGCAGCGCAUCGAGCGCAAUAACAACCUGGCUUAGC
Messenger RNA from Euleptes europaea (tarantolino), 883 nucleotides. It is a transcript of the gene PNP, whose product is annotated as purine nucleoside phosphorylase. Gene Ontology annotation, biological process: nucleoside metabolic process. The coding region runs from base 1 to 882 and encodes 293 amino acids. The transcript is spliced from 6 exons. Lineage: Eukaryota; Metazoa; Chordata; Lepidosauria; Squamata; Sphaerodactylidae. Gene Ontology annotation, molecular function: purine-nucleoside phosphorylase activity. The record is from RefSeq and is a predicted model, not a curated record. Gene Ontology annotation, cellular component: cytoplasm.